CGUUAGAAUUUUGCCCUAACCUCAUAUGGGCGGAUUUUAUGCAAAGUACAGAAGUGAUGGCUUUGUUAAGUUCUACUACUAUUGGUGCUGCUUAUGGGACUGCAAAAGCUGGAAUUGGAAUCGCUGGUGCCGGAACUUUUAGACCUGAACUUAUUAUGAAGUCACUUCUACCUGUGGUUAUGGCUGGUAUUAUUGCUGUUUAUGGACUUGUCAUAUCUGUUUUAAUAUGUGGAUCAAUGGACCCAAAUAAACCAUAUUCGCUAUUUACUGGCUUUAUUCAUCUUGGUUCAGGUCUUACAGUAGGCCUUACGGGUUUAGGAGCAGGCUACUCAAUAGGAAUUGUUGGUGAUGCU
This is a messenger RNA of Racocetra persica, 353 nucleotides long. The record is from the annotation of a GenBank genome assembly. NCBI's taxonomy places the organism in Eukaryota, Fungi, Glomeromycota, Glomeromycetes, Diversisporales, Gigasporaceae.